GUGAUUCCAUGGCCGUGACCGUGAGCCGUGACCGUGACACCGCGACCUCCCCUAAAAAAAAAAAAAAAAAAAAAGGGACACGGCAACCCUCCGUUCCCUCGCUAUAAAUCUCCACUUCCGGCCUCAGAUCGCGAAGUCACCGCACCGCCGCUGCGAAGGCGAACGAAGCAAGGCUCUCCGGAUCGUCUCGUCAAGAUGCAGAUCUUCGUGAAGACUCUCACUGGCAAGACCAUCACCCUCGAGGUUGAGUCCUCGGAUACAAUUGACAAUGUCAAGGCAAAGAUCCAGGACAAGGAGGGAAUCCCGCCGGAUCAGCAGCGCCUGAUCUUUGCUGGCAAGCAGCUCGAGGAUGGGCGGACGCUCGCUGACUAUAACAUCCAGAAGGAGUCCACCCUCCACCUUGUGCUCAGGCUCAGGGGUGGCAUGCAGAUCUUUGUGAAGACCCUCACUGGAAAGACCAUCACAUUGGAGGUCGAGUCCUCAGACACUAUAGACAACGUGAAGGCCAAGAUUCAAGACAAGGAGGGCAUUCCACCAGACCAGCAGCGCCUCAUCUUUGCUGGAAAGCAACUUGAGGAUGGCCGCACUCUUGCUGACUACAACAUUCAGAAGGAGUCCACCCUCCACUUGGUGCUCCGCCUCCGUGGUGGUAUGCAGAUUUUUGUGAAGACGCUGACUGGCAAGACCAUCACCCUGGAGGUCGAGUCUUCUGACACGAUUGACAAUGUGAAGGCAAAGAUCCAGGAUAAGGAGGGCAUCCCGCCGGACCAGCAGCGCCUGAUCUUUGCUGGUAAGCAGCUUGAGGACGGCCGCACCCUGGCGGAUUACAACAUCCAGAAGGACUCUACACUUCACCUGGUUCUGCGCCUCCGUGGUGGCCAGUAAAGGUCUGGGUGGUUUGGGGUACUGAGUGGUUUGGGGUACUGAGUUUAGUUUGUCGCGUCUCAUAUGUUGUCCAAGUUACUGAGUUCAGUUUGGCGUGGCCGAGGUGAGGUCGAGUCGAUCUGUUGUCGAAGUUUCUGAUAUGAUCGAGUUGCAUAGUGUUCUGCAAAACAUAUUCUGCUUGCUGUAGCAGCUUGAUUGUUGUAAUGGUUAAGUGAACAUGGUUUCUGUCUUGGCAUACAGAAUUUGUUUCUGUUACUUUGCAUUUUAGCUGGUCUGCUGAUCUCGCUGU
Molecule: messenger RNA, 1174 nt
Organism: Sorghum bicolor (sorghum)
Lineage: Eukaryota; Viridiplantae; Streptophyta; Magnoliopsida; Poales; Poaceae
Product: polyubiquitin 11
Exons: 2
Coding region: 196-885 (229 amino acids)
Biological process (GO): modification-dependent protein catabolic process; protein ubiquitination
Cellular component (GO): nucleus; cytoplasm
Molecular function (GO): ubiquitin protein ligase binding; protein tag activity
Source: RefSeq, a predicted model, not a curated record